GCGAUCACAAUGAGAGUGCGGAUCGAAGAAGUCACUCUCCGUAGACUGUAAACUUCUUGGUAUACUCGUAGUUAAAACAAUCCUGUCUACAAACAUUGUACGGAAAACAAAAACAUAGAGAGUGAGAUAGAAAGACCAGUGUCAUCGAAAUACACAAUCAGCAGGAAUUAAAUGCACUUGCUUUAAAGUUAUACUACGUUGCGUUGAUUAUGUGAACAAGUGAACGAUGCAGCUACCGUCUUCAAGAACUCGUCGAGUGCAGCGGCAGUGAUUUUGGAGAAAUUAGCCCCCGCUGCCAAGUAUGUGUACGGACAGAUUCAUUUUAUGACAACAACCCGAUGGAAAAGUGAAGUUUUUGGAAGAAAGUUGAAAUCGGAUGGUGGGAGUAGCGAUGAAUUUAUCCGGUUCUGAUAACAGUUUAGAUUCCAUCGGCAGUCCUGAUGGAUCUUUCGCGAAACUCUGGGGAACAGAAUCGGCUUUGAUGCGAGGAUUAAAAGACGGUUCUCUAGCUGGUUUGUCUGAUCUGGUCCAUGACAAAGAUGUCGCAGCUAAGGCAGUAGCCUUUGUCGUCAACAGCAGUCGAAGAGGGAUAGUUCCUUUAUGCGCUGAUGUGGCUGCUGUUUUAAGAAACAAACUCAAGUUGGAACGUACGAUUGAGAAGCAGCGAACAGAGAUUCAGAGACUGAAGAACAGUGGCUUGAACAGUGGGGCAAGCCUCAGUGGCAGGACAAGUAGGUCUACUAGCCCCACUCAUCCUCACAUCGAUAGGCAGCUGUUACCAAGGCAACCAAGUGCUAGAUUAAAGAAAUCAUCAGAGUCGCCCCUGCUUAGUUCUCCAUGCAGUCCAUGUUCCUCGCCCCGCUCCCCUUCAUCACCCCUCCCCAACUCCUUAGAGCUCUCGAGUGCUUCAUGCGGGUCUCUGGCCGACGCCCCCUCCCCCAUGCUUCACCCCCGAUCAUCUCGGCUGGAGGAUGGGCCGGAGCCCCACCCCUCAUCACCUCUCUUGCCCAACCAACAUCUUGUUCUGGCUGAAGUUCACAGAGUGCCAAGUGUCGCCAGCAUACAGGGUGAUGUUCGGUUACACAAGUUGCCUGCCUCCGCGUCAGAAAGACGGUCAAUCGAGAUUCAGUGCUCGCCUUUAGAAGAGCCAGAAGGGCAUACGUCUCUUCAGCAGCAGUUCCAAGAAGCGUGCCAAGCGAGGGCUGCUCUGGAGAAUGAACUCAUGAGAGUCAGAACCGAACUGGAGGAGGUCAGACUGGGGUCAAAGGUGAAAGAGUGGUCACCAGGAGACAGAGAGGCACCAGAAAUGUGUGAGUUGCUGAUUGAAAACGAGACAUUCCCUGUGCCACUCUUGAAGAGGGUUCGGAGUCAUAGUAUCCAAGGCGUGUCAGAAGUACCACACCCUCCUACGUCACCGAGCCAUCAUGAGAAACAUAGUCCGGGGUUACCUCCCAUUCCAAGCCCUCAGAUCAGCCCCAGAAAUUCAGACCUUAGUUCCAGCUACAGCGGGGAUGGCUUUAGCAAGAGAUCCAACAACAAAACUGAGAGCAGCCAUAACAACCUGACAGUGAGACUGGAAGACCACGUCUUGAUUAAAGGAGAGCGAACAGGCUUUGUCAGGUUUAUCGGUCAUCUAGAAAAGAGUUCGCUACCCAAUACGGUAUACGUGGGACUACAUCUAGAUGUUCCAGUUGGUAAGAAUGAUGGGAUGGUCCAUGGCAUCCGAUACUUCUGGUGCCCUAGGAAUCAUGGCAUCUUUGUUCCUGUGAAUGACGUCUUAGCAGUCAUCAACAGAAAGCCACUUAAGAGAUUGAAAACCGCAGACACAAGACGUAAAGCCUCCUCCCAUGGGGGCAUGGGAGGGGGAGGAGGAGGAGGAGGAGGGGUGUAUCCUACCGGUGGGUAUGAGAGAGGGGAGAUGAAGAGAACGAGGCCAGGCCAAGCCAGGAGGCUAAUAUCGGCAGACAGCUCAAUGCUUCCAACAACUCAUAAAAACAGAGAUCAUGCUGGAUCUACAUCAUGAUGGUAUAUAUAUCUCCAUAGCACCAGCGUCAUCUCCUCCAUAGCUUUUCUCUUCACUGUGAGACCAACAUCCAUUCCCAUGGCAACACAGCAUCAUCUGUUGCCAGUGGUAUAGCUACAGGGGGCGGGGCAUAAUAAACACAUCCCCCCCUCUCCUCCCCCAUUGAGUGGUGGAAGAAAUACAAAGGAAGAAAUAGCAAAACAAGAGAGAAAGGGAAAAGGAGAAACAGAUGAUGAAAAAAGACACCUUGUGGGUGUUUCACAAAGAUUGUAAGUUCAACUUAUCUCUA
Molecule: messenger RNA, 2312 nt
Organism: Strongylocentrotus purpuratus (purple sea urchin)
Lineage: Eukaryota; Metazoa; Echinodermata; Echinoidea; Camarodonta; Strongylocentrotidae
Exons: 12
Coding region: 377-2023 (548 amino acids)
Source: RefSeq, a predicted model, not a curated record